Messenger RNA from Pestalotiopsis fici W106-1, 561 nucleotides. RefSeq lists its product as uncharacterized. Bases 1 to 561 code for a protein of 186 amino acids. The record is from RefSeq and is a predicted model, not a curated record. Lineage: Eukaryota; Fungi; Ascomycota; Sordariomycetes; Amphisphaeriales; Sporocadaceae. The transcript has a single exon.
AUGACACCUUCACCGAAAGUAGAAGAUGUCGACGAUGCAGCAGCGGCUGGCAACACAUCAGAUGCCUCUGUAGGACAAGAUCUAGAUGACCCACAAGACGAGCAAGGAAGAUUUCUAGAUUUUGUAAUCUCGUCUUUGGAUAAAGGAUCACCAACCUCUAGCACAGCUUCCGAGGCCGACCCCGACGCACCCGCAGGCAGAAAUCCUCCACGGACGGGCGUCGGCCAUCUCCUCCGGCACGUCAGAGUAUCCUUGCUGUGGCUCCAGGAGGUGGGAGACGCACUGACCGAGUCUGACGUGGCCGGCACUGUCUGUCAGUGGCUGGGAAGGCUCGACGACCCGGGCGAGGUCACAAACGGGGAGUCAAUGGCGCUGGACUCCCUCCGCGAGGUCCUCCGCCAGGUCGCUGCGCGUCGAAGCAGAAGUUGUGUUCGAUGCGGCGAGGCUUUUGAGGAGGAAUACAAUGCUUGGAAUUGCAAGAAGUUCUUGGAUAAUCAUUAUGGUAAGUUGGGGUUGCCAUCACCUGCUACCUUCCGCUCCCUUUCCUGGUAUCAUGUGUAG